GAUUCACGCGUGGUUCUGCUUGUGACUGAUCUUAACGUGCUCCGUUAUUUUCAAGGAUCGGUUUUCUUGGUCGUCUGAAUUACAAUGGCAACGCAACAAAACGGGCCUUCUCGUAACAACGGAGUCGCAUCAAAUGUGCUCGAACACAACGGCGAAACGGGCAUUAAGCGCACAGCACACGUGAAUGGAGAAAUCCAGCGUCAAGAGGCCGAACGGUUCAACUUCAGCGCCGACCCCUCUCUCGAAGACAUCCGUCGCAUGCAAGCGGAAUUCACGGACGAGAGGAACUGGAACCAGUUCCACCAGCCGCGGAACCUGCUGCUGGCGCUGGUCGGGGAGGUCGGCGAGGUGUCGGAGCUCUUCCAGUGGCGCGGGGAGGUGGCGGAGGGUCUGCCGGACUGGACCGAGCCGGAGCGGGCGCAUCUGGCCCAGGAGCUCAGCGAUGUACUGAUUUAUCUAGUGGAACUGGCCGAGAAAUGCCACGUGGAUUUGCCCCAAGCCGUCCUGCAUAAAAUGGCCCUCAACAGACUCAAGUACCCGGCCAGCAAAGUGCACGGAUCGGCCAAGAAAUACACAGAAUACAAGGACUGAUGCGGUCGAUUCCACUGCUUUAGCCAGAGAGGCAAACACUGGUGUUAGAACUGAAUAUAAGUUCACUUGUUGAUGUGUUAAGUGCCUUGAAAGAGUUUUAGAAAACAGAAUAAGCACAAUGUGCUCUUAAAGUUGCUGAUUUUAUCCAUUUUAAACUUUAGUGAAUGGCACUACCCUGGUCAAGAGGUUUUUCAUUGUGCUUUUGUUAUCCCAUUGAAACAUGUUUGCAUGUGUACUACAUUAGCAGCCUAAAUGUGUGUUUUUUUUUUUGUGUGGAUUUACCCUAACAAACAAGUAAAGCUCCACCAUACAGUACUCGGUGUCAAGUAAACACACGUGACCUAUAUGUGACUUUUCUGGAAAAAUUGGGUUUCUGACAUUAUUUUACAGCGGAUAGUUUCUGCCACUUGUCUUCAUGUAAAAACACAAUAUCCACUAUGUUGCAGAACAUGUAGAAAGAGUUUAGACGUUAAUGGCUUUGUGGUCUAGUAACAAAAACUGAACCUGUUUUGGGAGUAAAUCUUUAUAUAUCAGAGAAUGUGGACUUUUGUGUAACAUUCAUGCAGUCACAUUUAAACCUGAGUGCAAAGUGCUCCAACAGCUUAAUGGAGCUAAAAAUAACAGGAUUGUCUGCAUUGGUUGAAGGUUGAUCAUAUACAUGGAGUACAGAGUAAUCAAAUAAUCCUCCUUUUACAUUAAAAGUGCUAAACAACAAUUUGGUUUAUGUUUAAGUUUCAUUGCUCCCAUUAUUUGUACUUUUGCUGACUUUGGACUGCAUUAAAAAGCCGUA
Xyrauchen texanus (razorback sucker) is the source of this 1381-nucleotide messenger RNA. It is a transcript of the gene dctpp1, whose product is annotated as dCTP pyrophosphatase 1. The record is from RefSeq and is a predicted model, not a curated record. Lineage: Eukaryota; Metazoa; Chordata; Actinopteri; Cypriniformes; Catostomidae. The coding region runs from base 85 to 591 and encodes 168 amino acids. The transcript has a single exon. Gene Ontology annotation, biological process: nucleoside triphosphate catabolic process. Gene Ontology annotation, molecular function: nucleoside triphosphate diphosphatase activity.